AUGGCAGCACCGCCAGCGCAAACCCUCACCGAGGACGACAUUUACCGCACAUCUACCCAGUUCCGUCUCUGGUCCUUCAGCGAGUCUGCUCUCCUUUCUCUCCGCCAAAAUACCCAUGAAGCCGCCGUCCAACAAGCUCGAACAUAUCUACCCGAGUCUUCUCUGGCAUCCCUACCUUCAGCACAAGAUGAGCUUCGACUAGUACAGCGCUACUGCGACCAGGUCCGCAACACUUCCGACUUCUUCCAAUGGUCUGUUAAUGUCAAGGCCACUGCCGUCCAAUACCUCAAGCGCUUCUACACCACAAAUUCCGUCAUCACAUACCCACCCAAGGAAAUCUACAAGAGUGUUUUGUUCCUGGCGAGCAAGACCGAGGGUGUACACAUGACUCUUUCCGAAUACGCCAGACGCAUAAAGACAGAUCCUAAAGACGUGUUGGCUCCUGAGUAUAAAAUUAUUCAAGCGUUGCGAUUUACACUCGACGUACGGCAACCUUUUCGCGCGUUGAAGGGUUGUCUGAUGGAUCUCUUGAACCUGGCAGCAGGCAAUGGCGCACCCCUUCCUUUCCUCUCCACAACACCCGAACACCUUCAACAGCAAAUGUGUGCAUUACCGCCUCCACCCCAAGGCUCAAGAACACAAUGGCAGCCUCCNCAAUCCAUAGGCGCCAAGGAAGCUUCAGACAGAGCCCACUGCGCCUACGCCGUCGCCCGCCAUAUCCUGGACGCACCCGCCUUACUCACAGACGUCUAUUUCCUCUUCACCCCUCCGCAGAUCUAUCUCGCAGCACUAAAACUCAGUGAUCCUGUAUUGUUUACUUUUUACCUGAGCACCAAGAUCGCCGCCACAGCUGCUGCCCACGAUAUCAUAGUGUCUACAAUCGCACGCUGUGCAGACAUGCUAGCCAGUUUCGACCCCAAAGCCGUAAUGAGCAAAGACGAACGAGCGAACCUGGAAGCCACACUGGAGCAAGUGAGGGACCCCGGAACAAAAGAUUUGGUGAGCAGACAUGAGGAAGCCAAGAGAGGUGGAUUGGGAGUUGGAGAGGUAGAUGAGCAAAAAGCCGAGAGGAAGAAGUUGGCGAGAGAAAAGAGUUUUAGAGAGGGAGAGGAUUUGUUUGGGCCUGCUUUGGUUGUGCAGCAGAAGGGUUGA
This is a messenger RNA of Aureobasidium musti, 1152 nucleotides long. The record is from the annotation of a GenBank genome assembly. NCBI's taxonomy places the organism in Eukaryota, Fungi, Ascomycota, Dothideomycetes, Dothideales, Saccotheciaceae.